AUGCCUUUCAAGUUGAAGUUGAAGAAGACGCGGCAGUAUAAUGUAGCAUCAAAGAGCUUGUUUGUGAUAAGUGUGGAGCUGCUGGAUGGCGGGGUGGCGGACUGCACGCUGUCCGUGGACAGCACGGGGCAGGAGUGCCUCGACAACGUGUGCCAGCGGCAGGCCGUCAUGCAGCCCGAGCUGUUCGGCCUGCGUUACGUCAACCGCAGCCAGCAGCCGCGCUGGGUGCAGCUCGAGCGCCCGCUCAAGCGCCAGCUUGAGAAGUAUGCGUCGUCGCACCAGCUGUAUCUGCGAGUCAUGUACUAUGUGAUAUCAGGAACAAGCUUGAUCACUGAUGAAGUCACCAGGUACCACUACUUCCUGCAGCUGAAGAAUGACUUAAUAGAGGGCAGGAUCAUAUGUGACUGCCAGCAAGCAGUGGUGCUUGCAUCAUACAGCAGGCAGGCAGAGUAUGGUAACCAUGACCGGGAGAGGCAUACUGUUGACUACCUCAAGAACUUGCUCACAUUCCCCAAGCAAAUGCUAGAUGGAGGACAGAUCAUAGAUGGGAGUACUCUGGCAGAGACUGGGCGACUGGAGUGGCUGACUGAGGCAGUCAUACAGCACCACAUGGCCCUGCACAACAUGUCACAGGCGCAAGCAGAAGAAGGUUUCAUCACGACGUGUCAACAGCUCCGCGGGUACGGACAGGAGAUGUUCAGCGCCCGCGACCAGCUCAACCAGAGCGAGGUCACCAUCGCCAUCUCACUCACUGGCAUCCGAGUGCUCACGGAGACCAGCGAGACUCCUCAUUUCUACAGAUGGAUGGACAUAACGAACGUGAUAAACCACAAGCGCACGUUCAGCAUAGAGUGUCAGAAGCAGACUGGUUCAGCUUCCUUCACGCUGGCUAGCCCCGAGGAUGGGAAGUACGUGUGGUGGUCCUGCGUCCAGCAACACACCUUCUACAUGAAGCACCAGAGCGCGCUCAGUGAAGCUCCUCGAGAUGAACAUAGGCCUAAGUUCCAGGAGCACGGUCUGUCGGACAGCCGCGAGGAGCUGGACGCGCGCGAGGUGGGCAGCAUGUCGCGCCUGGAGCCGCUGAGUGCGGCGCACCGCGCGUACUCCACCUCCUGUCUCGAGCUCGCCGACCAGCAUCAUCUGCAGCAUCAGCCGCCGCCGCUGCCGCAGAAUAGAGCGCUCCUCCCGUCGUACCGGCCGGCCCCGGACUACGAGACUGCCAUACAACAGAAGUACCAACAACAACGCGCCGAGGCAGCGCUGCGCUACGGCCGGGCCGCCAAGCCAUACGGGUCACACCCCGACAUACCGCGCAUGUACCCUGACGUCACUCGACACACCCCCCGCCAGCCCGCAGACGACUACCCCUACCCCCUCAACUUCAUCGGCACCAACUACCCCUUCGCAGUCAACCCCAACGUACAGACCGAUCUCAACCAGCUCCACUUCGUCAACGUGUACAAGCCCCCGCCCCCCUACCCCUCCAACGGGCUGGCCUCCAACUCCACCCCCGACCUGGCCGUGGCCAGCCAGGCCCUCAACUACCACCGCGGGUACAUCAACUCGCACGUGUCGGGCUCCAGCCCCGACCUGGUCUCCACGCGCUCCGCACUCAACAGGCAGUACUUGGGCUACAUCAAUACUAGUCACAUUAACUACGGACGGCCCAACGUCAUGCCUGGCACGCACGGGACCUACAACAACCUCGCCUCCGUCAUGGACCCCAAGCCACACAUCAUACUCGACCCCCACCAUAUAUCCGACAACAUACAGAAGGUGUACGACGAGCGAGGGAACAUCAUGUACUCCAUGCCCAUGCACAGGAUACCGUACCAGAGGCACGUCGUACUACCGCAGUCACAACAAAUCAAGCUCGGAGACACACAGGAACCUAUCUAUGAAAACGUACCGUUACCGUGGCAGAACGAGGGGAAGAUUACAAUGCGGGACCGUGCACAGAGUCUUACCACUACUGACGAGAUCGCGAGGCUAAACGAACGGAACAGUAGUCACCCGACGAUAAACAAAUAUUUGUCUCCGAACAUAAACAUCCCGUACGGCCCUGUCAAGGUGGACAGUCCGGACAGCCACUACGUGAACGCGCAGAUAAUCAAAGGAGUGCGCGAGUCCAGCGUGCCCAAGGAGCUGUCGGCGUCGAGCCGGUCGGUGCGGGACGCGGAGUUGGAGGCCGUGGCGCUGUCCGUGGAGCGCGUGGCGCUGCACGACGAGCGCGAGGCCGACGAGACGCCCUACCAGAGUCUGUCCGCGCACCGCGUCAGCAACAACAACACGAUCCACAAGGGAGAUAACGUCACCUCCAUACUAGUCGGCGACUCGCGCCCGACCGCGCCGGACAUCAGCCACAGCACGGCCGACACCACCGCCAGUAGCAUGGACACGGACACUAGCAAGGCCAGUAGCAAGGAGAAGAAGCGGAGACGGUGGGGAGUGUUCAUGGGGCGCGCCAACAAGUCGGAGGCCCGCAGCGCCACGCUGGGUCGGUCUAGGCCGGCGCCGCCGCCCCAUACGCAUCGUUGGUCUACCGGCCUGCCUAAAUUCCAGCCACUGCCACCCAGCAUCACCAAAGAAACUAUGAUUCAAAUCCUAGAGCGCAAGAUGUCGGACGAGCAGCUAUCGUUUGCAUUCGAGCAGAUCCCGAAGGGCCGCGAGACAGGCGGGGACUUCCGCACCGCCCUGCUCCCGCAGCACGGCGCCCUCAACGGGUUCAGUGCCGACCACCUGCCGUAUGAAGACAACCGAGUUAGAUUACACCCUACGCCUAACAACCCACAUGGGUAUAUUAAUGCCUCGCAUAUCACUAUGACAGUAGGCAGCACUCAACGCUUCUACGUGAUAGCCAAAGUGGGUAACGCGUCCGCCAGCAGUAGCCCGGCGGCGGCGGGCUGCGCGUGCGGCGGGGGCUGCGCCCUCGUGUGGCAGGCCGCCUGGCAGGUCGGGGCGCCGCUACUGGCGCGCGUGGCAGGCCCCGGCCAUCCGCACUACCUGCCGCAUGAUAAUACCACUAAGGACUUCGGGAAGUUCCAGGUGUCGUGCGGCGCGUCGUCCCGUGCGGCGUGGGGCGCGUCGGUGCUGGUGCGCGUGCGCAGCGGCGGGCGCGUGCGGUCGCUGUGGCACGUGCAGUACUCGCUGUGGCACAACGCCGGCGCCGCGCCAGACUCACACGCACACUUCCUCGCAUUCCUAUCAGAAGUGAAUAGCCUGCGCCUGGCGUGCGAAGCAGAAGCGGGCGCAGGCCGCGGGGCAGGCGGCGCGCUGCGCGGCGGCGGCGCGGGCGGGCCGCUGCAGGGCGGCGGCGCGGGCGGCGCGCUGUACGGCGGCGGCGCGGGCGCAGCGCUCGUGCUGUGCUGCGAGCACGGCGCGGGCCGCAGCGGGACGGCGCUCGCCGCAGACCUGCUGCACGAUAUACUCGAUAAUAAUCAGGAGCUGGACAUCCCUCGUACAAUAAGCAUGUUGCACCAACAGCGCGCCAACAUGAUACAGAACGUGCACCAGUACAAGUUCCUGCAUCAGUUGCUGCUGCACUACCUCAAGCAGUCGCGGCUCAUAUAG
This is a messenger RNA of Spodoptera littoralis (African cotton leafworm), 3570 nucleotides long. The record is from the annotation of a GenBank genome assembly. NCBI's taxonomy places the organism in Eukaryota, Metazoa, Arthropoda, Insecta, Lepidoptera, Noctuidae.